GAGGGUCCCCGCAGCUGGAAGGACAUCUGAGCAGGAGCAAAGCAGUUAACGAGCUUCCUGGACGCAAAUUGGUGUCAGCGCGAAAACGAGCGGCUGGCGCUCGGCCCCGCCCGCCCGCGGGGGAUAUAAGGGAGGCGGCCGGCAGCCGGCACACAGCACAGCCUCCUCUCCCAGCUCCACCGACAGACAGCCAGACGGCCAGCCAGACGGACAGCAUGCACUGCGGCAACUUCGGCAACUUCUCGGGCGCCGUCUUCCCCGGCUGCUACUGGGGCAGCUACGGGUACCCCCUGGGCUACAGCGUGGGCUGCGGCUACGGCAGCACCUAUUCGCCCGUGGGCUACGGCUGCGGCUACGGCUACGGCGGCUGCCUCAGCUACCGGCGGUACUGGCCCUACGGCCUGUACUGAGGGCCCGGCCGGGCCUCCGGCUCCCGCCCCCGACACCGGCUCCCGUCCCCUCGCCCGCCCGCCGACCAGGACCCCGGGACGGAGAUGAACGCCAGGGGCUGCCGGCAGCUCCCCGCCCGGGGGCGCCUGUCCGGACCUUUCCAGAAGCCUGACCCCCACACCUGUCUUCCCUCCGGGUGUCUCCCCAGCCCCGCCCCGCCUGCCGUCUCAGGGUGUGGGUGGGCCCGUCACAGCCUCAAUAAACUUG
This is a messenger RNA of Myotis myotis, 657 nucleotides long. RefSeq names its product keratin-associated protein 8-1. Lineage: Eukaryota; Metazoa; Chordata; Mammalia; Chiroptera; Vespertilionidae. The coding region runs from base 216 to 410 and encodes 64 amino acids. The transcript has a single exon. The record is from RefSeq and is a predicted model, not a curated record.